Messenger RNA from Maudiozyma saulgeensis, 645 nucleotides. Lineage: Eukaryota; Fungi; Ascomycota; Saccharomycetes; Saccharomycetales; Saccharomycetaceae. The record is from the annotation of a GenBank genome assembly.
AUGUCCCGUGUUGAAAGUAACGAUAUUAGCUCGUUAUAUCCACCACCUCCACCUUACAUGAAGUUCUUCACUAAUGAGAAUUUAGAGAAACUGGCUGGAUAUAAACAAGAGAAUGAAUCAAAGGAAACUAAAAAACCAUCCGAAGAAAUAGACGGUACUGCUGAGGAAACUAUUUCUAGCGAAUUGGAUUUUUUGACCCCACCACCAAUGCCAUCUACUCAUCAGUAUAGAGCAUUUGGUAGUGUAUGGCAAGUGAAAGAUGAAUUACCUGACUUAGAAACCCUAGGUAUAACGCGUCUUUAUAAAAAAUCUGAUACCGAUACCAAUGGCGAUGUUCCAACAAGUUACCAAUAUAAGACACAGGAGUUACGGAAGCUAUUGAAAUCACUUUUAUUGAAUUAUUUGGAAUUGGUAGGUGUUUUAAGUGUAAACCCAGAAUUAUACGAACCAAAGAUGGAAAAUAUUCGUACAAUCUUAACUAAUAUCCAUCACCUUUUGAACGAGUAUAGACCACAUCAAUCUCGUGAAUCCUUAAUUAUGUUACUAGAGGAACAAUUAGAACAUAAAAAGACUGAGAUUCAGCAAAUCCACGAAGUUUGUCGCCAAGUGCAAAAACGUCUAGACUCCAUCCAACAAAGCAUAUAA